CAGAGAAUGACGAAAUGGGCUGCGUUGAAAUAAUCGCAACAGCGAUUUCCAUCAUUGUUAUGGUACUCACCUUUCCCAUCUCCGUAUUUGUGUGCUUCAAAGUUGUCUCUGAAUAUGAGCGUGCCGUAAUCUUUCGCAUGGGUCGGCUACGCAGUGGUGGCGCUCGUGGUCCUGGCGUCUUCUUCGUGCUACCCUGCGUAGAUGAAUAUUGCAAAGUGGAUCUUCGUACAGUUUCGUUUGAUGUGCCACCACAAGAAGUGUUAUCCAAGGAUUCGGUUACUGUGACUGUAGAUGCAGUGGUUUAUUAUCGCAUCAGCGAUCCUCUCAAAGCUGUAAUACAAGUGUCCAAUUAUAGCCACUCAACGCGUUUGCUAGCUGCCACAACACUGCGCAAUGUCCUAGGUACUCGAAAUUUGUCCGAACUGUUGACGGAGCGCGAAACUAUUUCGCAUACAAUGCAAGUUUCGCUAGAUGAAGCAACCGAUCCAUGGGGAGUGAAAGUCGAACGUGUAGAAAUCAAGGACGUAUCUCUACCAACCGCUUUACAGCGCGCCAUGGCAGCCGAAGCCGAGGCAGCUCGGGAGGCGCGCGCAAAAGUGAUCGCGGCUGAAGGUGAAAUGAAGUCAUCGCGGGCAUUGAAGGAAGCUUCAGAGAUUAUUUCUGCGAGCCCAUCAGCAUUACAGAAAAUUUUAAGCCUCGUGACGGAUGUGCCCAAUCUAAGCGAAACGCAGCAACGGCAGCAGUAG
Rhagoletis pomonella (apple maggot) is the source of this 746-nucleotide messenger RNA. Its product is annotated as band 7 protein AGAP004871-like. The transcript is spliced from 3 exons. Gene Ontology annotation, cellular component: plasma membrane. Bases 15 to 746 code for a protein of 243 amino acids. The record is from RefSeq and is a predicted model, not a curated record. NCBI's taxonomy places the organism in Eukaryota, Metazoa, Arthropoda, Insecta, Diptera, Tephritidae.